UAUAUACCAUCUCAUGUCAACUUAAUCAUAUUCCACACAUCAUUCAACUCAAAGAUCGCACCUGGAGAUAUACCAGCACACGUAACUACCAUUAUAAUGGGCGUUGACUAUCCCAUCAGUGGAUACUUCAAUCAACCUUUGCUGCCUGGCUCAAUCCCCAAUGGUGUCACGACUCUAUUGCUCGGUGAUGUGUUCAAUCGUACUCUUGAGCCAGGUGUACUCCCGCCUUCAAUCACAGAGCUCAAGUUUGGUAAAGGAUUCAAUCAAAGGUUGAUCACAGGUGCGCUACCAAAUUCAAUUACCUCGUUGUUCAUGAAGGGAUAUGACCAUUCACUCAAGUCAGCCGUACUACCUACGUCUCUGACACACCUUCACCUGGAUACCUUUCAGUCAGAGAUUGAGGACAGGCUACCAAUGUCAUUGACAAGACUACAUCUUGGACGGUACAAUAUGGCCUAUCUUGAGGCAGUACUACCGCAACAACAAUUGGGCGCCCUAUCCUUUGGAGACCAAUUUAACAUUAGACUGUUACCUGGCUCACUACCCAACACAUUGACCGAGCUCAAGCUGGGCUAUGCGUUCAAUUCGCCACUGGUACCACAAGCUCUGCCAAGCUCGCUGGUCUCGCUUGCCAUGGGACAUAGGUUCGAUCAACCUUUGGUGCCCGGCGCAUUGCCAUCCUCACUCGGCUCACUGAUACUAAGCGCAUCGUUCAAUCAACCUCUGUUGCCAAACGUGUUGCCAGACUCGCUCACACAUAUUCACUUUGGUCGACUGUUCAAUCAAGCAUUGAAAAGCAAAGUGAUACCAGCAUCACUCACAUCGCUAAGCCAUAGCAAUGACCUGAUGAAGAUGAUCACAGGGAGCACAUUCAGACACUGUCAUAUUGAACGAGUGACCAUUGAUAUAUAUGAACGAAUGACGUUGCCUCGAAUGGCACAGUUCAAUCAACACCUCAAGACACUGUACUUUGAUCACCUCUUAAUAUUAAGAUAUGAAGAUGCAUCUAUUGUAUUACAACAAUACUUGGACUCUGGUGUUCCUAGCCUUAUCGUACUUGGAUACAUCAACGAUGCAUGUGGCAUGAUUCGUCGUCUAGACAACAACAAACUUCUGGUCCUGGAUUCGGCCGCAAGAAUGAUUGUCCUCAACCACGACCAACUCAUCAUUCACUGUCAAGAGCUAUUCAAAGAG
Molecule: messenger RNA, 1194 nt
Organism: Acytostelium subglobosum LB1
Lineage: Eukaryota; Evosea; Eumycetozoa; Acytosteliales; Acytosteliaceae
Exons: 1
Source: RefSeq, a predicted model, not a curated record